Messenger RNA from Suillus fuscotomentosus, 976 nucleotides. RefSeq lists its product as uncharacterized. The coding region runs from base 36 to 530 and encodes 164 amino acids. The record is from RefSeq and is a predicted model, not a curated record. Lineage: Eukaryota; Fungi; Basidiomycota; Agaricomycetes; Boletales; Suillaceae. The transcript is spliced from 3 exons.
UGUUCGCACCGCUUCAGCAAAGUAUUGACGAUAGAAUGAUACCUUUUCAUGCCUUUCACCUGCCCAUGCCACAAUAUCAGCCACCUGUUGAGCCUUCGAUUUGGACUGUCAAUCCUUCAAGCCUCGACAUUGACGAAAAAAUCCUUGGAGUCCUAAAAAUCCUUCGUGGGCUUCGCAUGACAGUUAUGGACCUCAUGUUGCACUCUAUCUCGCACAAGGCCUCCAUGCUACCUUGGAGAGAAGCUUUUUUUCGAAGCAGGGCCCUUAUCCAGUUUCUCAAUGUGUUGGAUGCUGACGAGCAAGCGAGUGAGCAACUUCAUGUCAUCUUACGACCAAUUGCUAUCAAGAUAGCCACCGACGAGGUUGAUGCUGAGAUGGAGGCUGCUAAGGACAUUUUUGGCAUGUCAUCGAAAGAUAUCACCCCCGAACUACUCCUCUCGUUUGAUCUUGAUGCUUUGCUGACAGCGCGGUUACGAGAAACUACUCCGUGGCUACGACGCAUCCUUUUCUCAGCUAUGCAGACAGUAUGAGCUGCAAAGGAGAACAAGAAGCAGAACAUCGAGACGUACUGCACCGUAAUUGAGUCGCAAAUUGCGAAUAUUCGCUCCCAAAACAAUCUCGCCUUCCAAAUGAUCCACGGAUUAUGUUUAUUUAGUGGUGGUUCAUCACACAAAACCAUCGAUCUACUUGCGUGUUGCGGUCUUUCUCCUGCCUACGACACAUUACACAAUGCUCAUGUUGCAAUGGCUGAUGGCCAGAUACAGCGGAAAUAAGAUCGAGUCGCGAGAAGGCCUCAAGAACUUGCUGGUGUUGUGCCGUUGAAAGGGCACUCGUAAAGUCCGUCGGGAGAUCUUCAAUCGCAUCUCGAGCAGCGAGUGAUAAAGGUCGUACGGAACUCAUGGUUGAAACUUAACAUAGCAUAUAGUCUGAACGACAGUAGACGCAUAAGUUGUACUACGUACGAUCGAGUAUCGCC